Durio zibethinus is the source of this 1230-nucleotide messenger RNA. The record is from RefSeq and is a predicted model, not a curated record. Lineage: Eukaryota; Viridiplantae; Streptophyta; Magnoliopsida; Malvales; Malvaceae.
AUGUUCCCUUCAAAUUUUAACUUGACAAACUUGAGCGAGUUGAGAUUGGAUGGGAAUCACUUCUAUAGAAGGAUCCCAGAUUGUUUGUCUAAUUGCUCCUUUUUGACAACAUUGGAUGUUAGCAAUAACAAACUUUUUGGUGGGAUACCUAGAUGGAUGGGGAAUAUGUCAAGUUUGAAAGAAAUUGUCAUGGCAAAAAAUAAUCUUGAAGGUCCAAUCCCGGAGGAGUUUUGCCAGCUCAACCUUAAACUUCUGGAUCUUUCAGUGAACAAUAUCUCUGGGAAUCUGCCAUCUUGCUUCAGCCGCUUACGGAGCAGUCAAGUCCAUUUAUCAAGAAACAAGCUACAAGGGCCACUCAUAAAUGCGUUUCGUAACAACACUUUCUUGGUGACAUUAGAUCUCAGCCAUAACCACUUAACUGGAAACAUUCCAAAUUGGAUUGGUAGUCUUUCUCAGUUGAGUUAUCUUCUCCUAAAUAACAACCACUUUGAAGGUGAGAUUCCGGUUCAGUUAUGCAAGUUGAGCCACUUAAGAUUGAUUAGUCUUUCAAAUAACCAUCUUUCUGGUACAAUUCCUCCUUGCCAUGUCGCUGCUGUUGCACAAGCUCCCAGUUCUUUCUCCACUGAAGACCCAAUAGAGUUCACAACAAAAAACAUAUCCUACUCUUACAAGGGAAGAGUCCUCACUUAUCUGUCUGGAAUUGAUAUCUCUUGCAACAAUUUGACUGGUGAGCUUCCCCCCCAAGUAAAAAACAUCCAAAAUGUCCGCAUUUUGAAUGUGUCUUUCAACAGUUUGACAGGACCAAUCCUACCAACAAUUUCUGAACUCAGGCAAAUUGAGAGUCUCGAUCUUUCUCACAACAACUUCAGCGGGAAAAUCCCAUCUCAACUUGUGGGGUUAAAUUACUUGUCUUUUUUCAGUGUGGCAUACAACAAUUUAUCUGGAAAAACUCCUGAAAGGACUGCGCAAUUUGCAACAUUUGAGGAAAGUAGCUACCUGGGAAAUCCUUUUCUUUGUGGCGCACCGCUGCCAAACAACUGCUCGGAUGGACCAUCAUCAUCAAUGCCAAAGGCUUCAAAUGACAACGGUUCAAUUGACAUGUAUAUCUUUUAUUGGUUUGUCAUAAAGGAUUCCAUAGUAACUAAAAGGCAAACAUGUGUACAUAAUACAUCCAAGACGUCAUUAAACACCACUAGAAGGGCAAAACUACAUCAUACUGGAUAUGUUUGA